AUGUUCGAUAAAUAUUGUGUACCAAUAACAAUUAGCAGUCAGAAAUGCCAGCAACGUAUACAGAAAGAAAUAUUAGCUACAAAGAUAGAAUUUGGUCUGGCAUUAUUGCAAAGCUUCGUUUGUAUAACCGUCCUUAUUCCCGUUGAAGGAAGCGAGAAAUAUACGUUCAAUUACAUGUUUACAAAAAUGUACAUAAAGCCAUCGUUACAACCAGCCUGGCUGAUAUUUUUUCACACUUGCCUUUAUACUUUGGUUUACUUUGCUACACAUUUACCAACAGUUAUUAUGACAACUAACGAUAAAACGAGGUUCCAGUAUUUAAUUCUGAACGAACGUAUUCGAAAUUUAAAAGAUGAGUUAAAUCCUGAAUUACGCUACCACAAAAUAGUCGCGUGCGUUCGCCACCAUAUUAAUUUAAGAAAAUUUGUUCAUUACAUAGAAGAGGUAUUUUCGAAUAUUUUAUUUUUAGAAUUCUUUAAAAGUGUUAUUGAAAUUUGUUUUACUGGAUUUGAAUUGACUGUGAGUACAGAAGUUGAAGAUGCCUGCUAUAUGUUUAACUGGGACGAAAGUUCUAAAACGGUACAAAAAAUGUUGCUGAUUAUGAUGAUAAGAGCUCACAAACCGCUGGCAGUCAAAGCAGUAUUUUUAAAGUUAUCUAUGGCUACUUUAACGGCAAUUUUAAGAUCUUCUUAUUCAUAUGCAGCUGUUUUGAGAUCAUUUUAUACAUAA
Diabrotica balteata is the source of this 729-nucleotide messenger RNA. The record is from the annotation of a GenBank genome assembly. Lineage: Eukaryota; Metazoa; Arthropoda; Insecta; Coleoptera; Chrysomelidae.